This is a messenger RNA of Schistosoma mattheei, 447 nucleotides long. Lineage: Eukaryota; Metazoa; Platyhelminthes; Trematoda; Strigeidida; Schistosomatidae. The record is from the annotation of a GenBank genome assembly.
AUGUUUAUACUGUUGUUUCCUGUUUACAUUUUGUUGCUUUUCUACGAGAAUGAAGUAUUGGCUAUUCGAUGUUAUCAGUGCGAUAGUAAUGAAGAUGAUUCGUGUCCAGCCGGAAGAUUUUUCGAUACUAGACUUAAUGCAAUGAUAGAUUGUGGUAGUUUUUUAUCACAUUCACCUGGAACAUUUUGUGUAAAAAUUUAUCAAGAAAGCACUGGUUGGCAUUCAUGGAUAAAAGUCACACGGACUUGUGGUGCACGAACUGACUAUGGUUUAGCCUGGAGCUGUCGUUAUUGGUUUGAAGCACAAGGUGUUUACAAAGAAGUCUGCUACUGCCAAGACAGAGAUGGUUGUAAUAAAGCUACAACACUAUUCAUGAAUAACAAAGUUAUUUUACUCUUGACACUAUUUUUAUGUUUUAUUUUAUCAACAAAAUCGACUUUUUUGUAA